Messenger RNA from Vicia faba (fava bean), 657 nucleotides. Lineage: Eukaryota; Viridiplantae; Streptophyta; Magnoliopsida; Fabales; Fabaceae. The record is from the annotation of a GenBank genome assembly.
AUGGUUGAGCAAUUCCAAGUCACCCAUAGUUACAACAAACAAGAGUUUAUUGUUGACAUAACUAAUAGGUCAUGUAGCUGCAACUUCUGGGAGUUAGUAGGAAUACCUUGUAGGCAUGAUGUGGCAGAUUUGAGUUAUAGGAAGCAAAACCCUGAUGAAUUUGUUGAUGAGUGUUACACUAGAGAAAUUUUUUCACUUUGUUAUGUUUUUUCAAUAAGCCCUAUCAAUGGUCAGGAUAUGUGGCCAGAAGUAGAAAUGAAACAAGUAUUACCACCAUCAUACAAAAAAAGGUCCAGCAAAGGCCUAGGAAGUUCAAUGCCUAAUGAUGGACCGAGUAUAAUGGAUAUUGAUUUUGCAUUGCCCACUGAUGGGCAUACCGAGACUAACAUUUUUGUAGCAACUGCUAUGAGUCAAACUGGAGCUGUUGUGGCUAACUCAAUUCUCAGGCAAUCAAAGAAACAAAAAGGAAAGAAGCCGGUCACAAAAAGAAGGCAAAGUGAAAGGAUAAAAUUGAUUUGGUUUAAGAAACUAAUUACAGGCCCAAGAUCUACUGAGCAGCCAAUUACCAUACCAGAAGUUGGAGAGAAGUCAUGUUCAAAAGACUCCAAGCUAGGAGUGAAAACAAGGUUUAUGAAGACAUGGAAGGCCAAAAAAUGA